Osmia bicornis bicornis is the source of this 4396-nucleotide messenger RNA. RefSeq names its product phosphoribosylformylglycinamidine synthase (gene Pfas). The coding region runs from base 301 to 4278 and encodes 1325 amino acids. Lineage: Eukaryota; Metazoa; Arthropoda; Insecta; Hymenoptera; Megachilidae. The record is from RefSeq and is a predicted model, not a curated record. Gene Ontology annotation, biological process: 'de novo' IMP biosynthetic process. The transcript is spliced from 20 exons. Gene Ontology annotation, molecular function: phosphoribosylformylglycinamidine synthase activity.
GGAAAAAAACGAUAAGGUUAUAUGUACAUUCAUAUUUACAUCAUCCUAUGAAUCUUAAUCUUAAUAAUUGCAUAGUAACAUACAGAAAAGCUGUUGCAAAAAAAAUAUGGAAUAUAGUAUAUAAAGCACCGAAUUAAAAUGCAUUGAGUAAAUGCAUAAUGCAUUGAAUUGAAGUAAAGUUUGUUAAAAAUAGAGGAUAUAACAAUUAAAUUAAAUAAAUCUAUACUGAGAAUAAAAGUAAAUUCUUGACUAUAAUAUAGAAAAAGAUUUUAUAUUUAAACAUAAACAUAUAUUUUGAUUAUGGGUAUAAUAAGAUUUUAUAAAGUACCUGGUUUAAAAUCAGGUCAGUUUAAUAAUAAAUUCAAUGAUUUGAAGCAUAUAUCAAAUUUAAUAAUUGGCUUGGAAACCGAGUCAUGUUAUUAUGUUGAAAUAAAAGAAUCAUUAAAUGAAGAAGAAUUAAAAGUGUUAAAAUGGAUUUUAAGUUCUCCAAUAGAACCAAAUAAUUUAAAAAGUCAUAGUGUAUUUGAUAAGGAACUGGAUAAUUAUCUAAUUGUUGAGAUUGGUCCAAGGUUGAAUUUUUCUACAGCAUUUUCCAGUAAUGCUGUAUCAAUUUGUAAAUCUGUACAUUUACAUAAAGUAACAAGAAUUGAAGUAAUGACUAGAUACUACAUCAAGUAUAAUGGAGUGAUCGAUAAGACAGUGGAAGAUGCUAUGACAGAUGCAUUGCACGAUAAAAUGACUGAAUGCAGGUAUAUGAAACCAAUAGAAACAUUUGAUCAUGGUUUUAAACCAGAAAAAUGGUUUGAAGUUGAUAUUUUGAAAAAUGGAAGGGCAGCAUUAGAAAAUGUGAAUACAAAAUUAGGAUUAGCAUUUGACAAUUGGGACUUAGAUUUUUAUACAGAUCUAUUUCUUAACAAAUUGAAACGCAAUCCAACUAGUGUUGAGUGUUUUGAUUUGGCACAGUCUAACAGUGAACAUAGCCGUCACUGGUUUUUCAAAGGUUCCAUUAUCAUUGAUGACAAAGAAAUGAAAAAAUCAUUAAUUGACAUGAUUAUAGAGACACAAAAAUAUUCUAAUGCAAAUAACACAAUUAAAUUUAGUGAUAAUAGCAGUGCCAUUAAGGGUUACCAAGUAAAAGUUCAGAGACCAAAUGAAACUUACACGGGUAGUCCUCUUCAUUUGGAAAAUGUAGAACAGGAUCUUAUAUUCACUGCAGAAACUCAUAAUUUUCCAACCGGUGUUGCUCCAUUCAGUGGAGCUACAACUGGAACUGGAGGAAGAUUAAGAGAUAUUCAAGGCAUAGGUAGAGGAGGAUAUUAUAUUGCUGGAACAGCUGGGUAUUCUGUUGGUAAUUUGCAUAUACCAGGAUAUAAUCUACCAUGGGAAGAGAAAGAUGUACCAUAUCCUAACAACAUGGCAUCGCCAUUAGAAAUCAUUAUUGAAGCUAGUAAUGGAGCAUCUGAUUAUGGCAAUAAAUUUGGAGAACCACUUAUAUGUGGCUUUGUUCGUUCUUUUGGGAUGACAGACCGUAUGGGGGUUCGACGUGAAUGGAUUAAACCCAUAAUGUUUAGUGGAGGAUUGGGUACAAUGGAUAGUAACAUGUCAGAAAAAAUGUCACCUGAAAAAGGUAUGGAAGUCGUCAAAAUUGGUGGCCCUGUAUAUAGAAUUGGUGUCGGUGGUGGUUCAGCAAGUUCAAUUGAGGUGCAAGGUGACAAUAAAUCAAAUUUAGAUUUUGGAGCAGUGCAAAGAGGUGAUCCUGAAAUGGAACAAAAGCUAAACCGAGUAGUUCGUGCGUGCACUGAAAUGGGAGAGAAAAAUCCAAUACUUAGUAUACAUGAUCAAGGAGCUGGAGGAAAUGGUAAUGUCUUGAAAGAAUUAGUGGAACCUGCAGGUGCAGUAAUCUUUGCAAAGAAAUUUGAAUUAGGUGAUCCAAGUAUCAGCACCUUAGAACUAUGGGGAGCUGAAUAUCAAGAAAAUGAUGCAAUUCUCUGUAAAUCUGAAGAUGUUAAUUUGUUGAAAGCAAUAGCGACGCGAGAAAAAUGUCCUAUUAACUUCGUGGGAACGGUUACAGGAAAUGGAAAGAUUAUUCUUUCCGAAGAAACUGAUUGCAAUUCUUCAAAGUACUUAAAUGAAAGUUAUGAAGAUAAAAUAAAACAUCCAGUUGAUUUAGAUUUAGAACUGGUACUUGGAAAAAUGCCUUCUAAGACAUUUAAUUUGCAAAGACAGGUGAUACAAUUGCCUGACAUUGAAUUACCAACAAAUUUAACUGUAGCAGUCGCCUUGGAAAGAGUUUUACGUUUACCUUCAGUAGGAAGUAAACGGUAUUUGACAAACAAGGUUGAUCGUUGUGUCACAGGAUUAGUAGCACAGCAACAGUGUGUUGGUCCUUUACACACCCCUCUUGCUGAUGUUGCUGUAACUGCAAUUUCUCAUUUCUCCACGGUUGGUAUAGCAAGUUCUAUUGGAGAACAGCCAAUAAAGGGUCUGGUGAACCCAGCGGCAGGAGCUCGUAUGACUGUAGCAGAAGCAUUGACUAAUUUAGUUUUUGCACGAAUUUCACACAUACAGGACAUUAAGUGCAGCGGAAAUUGGAUGUGGGCUGCUAAAUUACCAGGAGAAGGAGCUGCAUUAUACGACGCUUGCUCUGCUAUGUGUUCUUUUAUGAAUAAAUUAGGGAUCGCAAUUGAUGGUGGGAAGGAUUCUCUCAGCAUGGCUGCAAGAAUUGGUAAAGACGUUGUUAAAGCACCAGGAACACUUGUAAUUUCUUGCUAUGCCCCUUGUCCUGACGUUCAACAGGUAGUUACACCUGAUUUGAAAGCACCCGCAGCAGGAAAAAAUGGUUACAUAUUGUUCGUUGAUUUAUCAGAAGGCCAGAGCCGGCUUGGCGGUACUGCUUUAGCUCAGGUUUAUAAAUCUCUUGGUAAUGAUGUCCCCGAUAUUCAACACGCUAGUAUCUUAAAAAGUGCUUUCAAAGCUACUCAACGUGUGAUUACGGAAGGAAAAGUAUUAGCAGGUCAUGACGUUAGCGAUGGCGGACUUAUUGUAUGUCUUUUGGAAAUGUGUUUUGCUGGUAUUUCUGGGAUAAACGUUAACAUCUCUCAUAAAUCGGGUUCACCAAUUGAAAUUUUAUUUAAUGAAGAAGUUGGAUGGGUAUUAGAAGUUGAGGAAGAAAAUCAUAAGUAUGUUCUGGACGUGUUCAAACAGUUUAACAUUCCUAUAUUUACAAUUGGACGAUCCAAAGGCUUCGGAUUAUCAUCAAAGAUAAAUAUCAAAAUGGAAGGGAAGACAGUCUUGGAUUCAACAGUUUUGUCCUUGAUGACUUUAUGGGAAGAAACUGGUUAUCAGUUGGAGCGUAGGCAAAAGAAUGUUGAAUGUGCAUUUGAAGAGUUUGAUGGAUUGAAAUCCAGAACGGCGCCAGCUUAUAAGUUAGCGUUUAAUCCUGAUGUCAGACCUUUUACGAUUCAACAAACUUUAUCUCCAAAACUUGCGGUUGCCGUGAUAAGAGAAGAGGGUACAAAUGGUGACAGAGAAAUGGCUGCUCCUUUAAUGUUAGCUGGUUUCGAAGUUUGGGACGUAGCGAUGCAAGAUUUGUUACAAGAUAAAGUUACACUUGACAGAUUUAAAGGCAUUGUAUUUCCUGGUGGUUUCAGUUAUGCAGAUGUUCUGGGCUCUGCUAAAGGCUGGGCUGCAAGUCUUUUAUUCCACCCAACUCUUCAAAAACAAUUGAAAGCAUUUAUUUCUCGCGAAGACACAUUUAGUUUAGGAGUUUGCAAUGGAUGCCAGUUAAUGUCUUUGCUCGGAUGGAUAGGAAACGAAGCUGAUGAAGUUGAUAAACCGGAUGUUUAUUUGAAUCAUAAUGUAUCAGAAAAAUUCGAGUGUCGAUGGAGUACCGUCAAGAUUAAUAAAUCACCAUCGAUCAUGUUAAAUGGAAUGGAAAAUAGUGUUUUAGGUGUGUGGGCUGUACACGGCGAAGGAAGGUUCACGUUUAAAAAUAAUGAGACAUUAAAGAAAUUGAAAGACAAUCAUUGUGUAGCUAUUAAGUAUACGGAUGAUCAUGGUAAUCCAACUGAACGAUAUCCUCUUAACCCUAAUGGAAGUCCAGAGGGAAUUGCCGGACUUUGUUCGGUGGAUGGUCGCCACUUGGCGAUGAUGCCACAUCCUGAACGAUGCGCGCAAAUGUGGCAGUGGCCUUGGAAACCCGUAGAUUGGAAAUAUAAAACUUCCCCAUGGCAACGUAUUUUUGAUAACGCGUACGCCUGGUGUUUCUCAAAAUGUUAAUUGCGGGUUGUAGGUUACAAAAUUCUUUAUUUUCUAUUCUCUUAACAAAGUAUGGUAACAUCGUUUUGUCAAAUAUUACAAAAAAGGUAAAUUACAAUUAAAAUUCGUUAAUAUUUAA